CACGCCGAGCCUACUUGCGGGAUGAGCUUCUCACUCACAUUCUCCGAGCUGGUCAACAUCGCCAUCCCGCAGUGCGGGGUGGUGAACUUCAAGGCCCUGCACCUCCUGCUUCAGGGCAUCCUGGAGCACAUCCACAUGGCUGAGCUCAAGAAGGUCCUCUCAGGAGACGAGGACUUUCUCCAGACCUCACCAGUUGUGUUCAUGCCCCGGGAAGCAGACGCCCAGCCCGUCCUCAGCCCCAUGAAGAGGCUCAGCAAUGUCUUUGACCACGUGGUGAGCCGCAUUGACAAGAUGGAGAGCCAGAUGGCCAUGCUGCAGGACCUGCCCUCCACUUCCCAGCUGCUGGAGGGCAGCCAGGGCAAGGGCCAGCCUGCCCAGGACCUGUGGCACCUAAUAAAGCUCCGGAAGAUGGUGGAGGGCAACGAAGAAGCCACGGCAAAGUCCAUGAAGACUCUGCAAGAUUUGCUUACUGAUAUUUAUGCACUCAGGAACACCACUGAAACUCUCAGAAAGGAUGUGGACAGACUGAAGGACAUAGUUGACAAGAUACAGCCGGAAAGAAUGGAUACUUUGUUCGAAGAUCUGAAAGGACAGAGCAGGAGGAUGAAUGCACUGCAGCGGGAAGUGGUUACUCUCCAGAGCAAAAUCCUCACCAUCCCCAAAGCUGAGGACGUGGUGCUCUGGAGCAGCCUCCACGAGGCCAUGUUCAACCCUGGAACUUCUGCAAGAGGAUCUGGUCCAACACAGAUUGAGGAUUCAGACCUGUGGCAGUUGGUGGAGCAGCUCCAAGAUACUGGUCCUCCUCAGACCACCGAGUACCAUGAAGCUGUUGGGCAUGUCCAGGUCUCAGAGGCCAUCCAGAGCCCCAGGUUACUGGAGACUAUCUGGCAUAACAAGACCCCCAGGCAGCUACAGGAGGAGGAAUAUAACCAAGCUGUUCUACUCACUGGGGCCCAGGGCCCAGGGCAGCCUCCGGGACGUGAGCCCGGGUCUGUGCCCACGCCAGGGCCACAGCCCAAGGCCAUGCCUGCUCCGGGGCCUGUGCUGGGACCCGGUCUGACACCAGGGUUCACACUACCACCUUGGCCUCCAUUCAUACCUGGGCCUGGCCCUGGCCCUUGGCCUGCCCUCGGACCUGGGCCUGGCCCUGGCCCUUCACCUGCCCUUGGACCUGGGGCUGGCCCUGGACUUUGGCCUGCUCUCGGACCUGGGACUGCCCCCGGGCAUGCACCUGCCCCAGGGCUUCAGCCUUCGCCGCGAGAACGCUGGCCUUCCCCCAGAGGCUUGUCCAGGGCUAGCACGUGGCCCUUCUGGGGCUCAGGCUUCUUGGAGCCUGCACAGUCCCAGGACUUCAGGGCCCCACCGCCAGCCAGGGAGUUUGGCUCAGCGUGGCCCCGUCCGCUGCAGUCACAGUCUGGCCAGGCAGAGGUGCACCUGCUCCCAACUGUCUCAGAAAUUGAGGAAGACUAUGUAUCCCAGGACGUGCCAGCCCCUCAGGACAGGGCACCCGGGGCUGGGGCCCCCAGGGCUGGGGUCCCCAAAGAGGCACCUGCUAAGACUCCCCAGUCUGCCCUUCAGCGCCCGAAGACCACUGCGGCCAUCGUGGCCGGUGCUACAGCCUCCUACGCAGCUGCUGCCACCUCAGCGGCCCGGAGAGCCGAGGUUGUCGCCAAGGCUAUCAGGGAUGCCCCUGCCACCAAGUUGGCCACCAUAGCAACGUCUGUGGCUGCAUCCGGGCCCUUAGGGGCCUUCGCAGACAGCUUGGGCGCGGGCUCUUCCCGCGGGGCCUUGGCUUUCACUGAGGACACAGAGGUGGAGGACUUGAAGGUGUUGGGUGAGGACCUCUCUCCCCUGUACCCUGCUACCAGCCUCCCUCCCGAAAGGACCCUGUCCCAGGUCAUGCUGACUGCCCAAAAGGCUGUGACCCCUGAAGACAAGAAGACGGCCGUCAGGUACUCCAUGGGCCGCAUAGCCCAGAUGCCCAUUAGACACGACUCCCUGAAAGAAGAGUUUGCCCAGCUGUCAUCCACCCUUCAACAGCGCUUGAAUUACCUAGCUAAUAUGGGAGCCUCUUCCAAGCUUGGGACGACAGUGGACGUACUGCAGGAAAAGAUCGGGACCCUCCAGAGAUCCAGGAUAAAGGAGGAGGAACUCGAGAGAGUUUGGGGUCACCAGAUAGAGAAGAUAAAGAACCACCACGUCGUGCUGGACAGGGCAGUGGAGAAGCUGCAGAUUCGCUUGGAUGACUUGAAGAUUGUCCAUGCUCAAAUUAAAAACCUUGAAAUGCACAAGGUGGACAAAAGUGUGAUGGAGCAGGAGUUGAAAGAGAAAGCCGACAGGAGCACCCUGGCAAGCAAGGCGAGCCGGGCCGACCUGGAGACAGUAGUGACAGAGCUGAACGAGAUGAUUCAGGGCAUGCUCUUCAGGGUCGUGACCCACGAGGAUGACUGGAAGAAAGCUCUGGAGCAGCUGAGCAAGGACCUGAGCACCAAGCUGGUCCACAGUGAUUUGAAUGGUCUGAAGAAAGACAUGGAUGAGAUCUGGAAAGUACUCAGGAAUCUCCUGAUUGAAGGCCUACGAUUUGACCCUGACAGUGCUGCCGGCUUUAGGAAGAAACUGUUUGAGCAGGUGAAAUGCAUCUCCUGCGACCGGCCUGUGGAGCUGAUGACGGGCCCGCAACUCAUCACCAUCCGCAAAGCCCACCUGCUUUCGAGGCUGCGGCCAGCCAGUGCCAACACGUAUGAGUACCUGCAGCAGCAACAGUUGAGGGAACACCUGCGGCUACAGCAGCUCCGGGACCUUGGAGACCAGCAAAGUAGUCUGGAUUCGCUGGGGUCCCAGAAGGACUGGGGCGAUGGCCCUGGCAAUUUUGCCAACCUCCAGUUCAACUCCUAUGACUUGUCAACGCUCUACCCCUACGGGGACCCUGACGUGUUCGACUAUGACACCGCUGAGGUGGACAUUCUGGGAGUGGACGGGAUCCUGUACAAGGGCCGAAUGGCCAACCAGGAUGGGGCACGGCCUUUGACCAGCGUUGAGAAGAGGACAGCUGUGAAGAUUCCACACCCUCCAACUCGAAACCUGUAUGAUCGUGAACGCCAGAGUACCUUUUACGGUUCCAUCUACCCCCCCCUGCACCCCCACGCCAGCGUGCGCUUCGCUGCCUCAGGCCCCCCGCCUACGACACCAGCUCAGCCUCCAUCGCUGCUGCCCCUGCCACUGCUCCCCCCACUGGCGCCAUCCGGGCGGGACCCCCAGCAGGCCCCAGGGCCCGCCCGGCACCCAAGGGCUCUGCGCCUCGAGUCCCGAGCCAGCACGCAGCCAUCCGAGGAGCCCACCAAUCCGUGA
Molecule: messenger RNA, 3348 nt
Organism: Zalophus californianus (California sea lion)
Lineage: Eukaryota; Metazoa; Chordata; Mammalia; Carnivora; Otariidae
Gene: C10H16orf96
Product: chromosome 10 C16orf96 homolog
Exons: 16
Coding region: 22-3348 (1108 amino acids)
Source: RefSeq, a predicted model, not a curated record